AAGUAAACUAGAGUCUUACAUUCUCUUUUUUUGGUCUCUCUUAAAUAGUGAUCUGUGCUUGCCUGGAAAAUGGUUGCUUUUGGGAAGAAGUUGAAAGCAUCACGAAUUCCAGAAUGGCAAGGAUAUUAUAUUGACUACAAGUGUUUGAAGAAGAAAGUAAACCGAUAUGCACAGCAAUUGGAAGUGGGAGUACAAGGCCACCAUGAUGUUCUUAAGGACUUCUCCAUAAUGCUAGACAGAGAGAUUGAGAAGAUUGUAUUAUUUCUACUGCAACAACAAGGACAACUUGCAAGUAGAUUGUCAGGUCUUGGAGAACAGCAUCAUGAUGUUUUGGACCAGCCAGAUGGAUUAAAUAUAUCUGAGAUAGAAGAAGCUUACAGAGCUGUUGGGAAUGAUCUUUUGAGGCUUCUGUUUUUUCUUGAGAUGAAUGCUACUGGUUUAAGAAAGAUUCUCAAAAAAUUCGAUAAGCGUUUUGGCUAUAAAUUCACCAAUUACUAUGUGAAAACCCGCUCAAAUCAUCCUUAUUCACAGCUAAGACAAAUGCUUAAACAAGUGGGAAUUGGAGCUGUUGUUGGAGCUAUUUCUCACAAUCUUGCAGACCUCCAGAACCAUCGUGGGAGCUAUGUAUCCAUUUAUGAUCAACCUGCUUUAUCCCACCCGGAUCCAGUGGUUUACUCUAUAAAUGCAGCUGUAAAUAAACUGUCCAAUUCAACAAAUUUUCUUGAGUACUUGGGAAAGCAUGCAUUUAUUUUGGAAGAGGAUUUACCAACUCCAUCUGAGGAAGAUCUUUUUGAGCAGAAGUACCAUUUCAUGUCACUUAUGCUCAACUUGGUAAACACAUUCCUUUAUAUGGUGAACACAUAUAUUGUUGUCCCAACAGCAGAUAACUACUCCCUAAGCCUUGGAGCUGCGGCAACUGUUUGUGGAGUUGUGAUCGGAUCCAUGGCUGUUGCACAAGUGUUUUCUUCAGUUUAUUUCAGUGCAUGGUCUAAUAAAUCGUAUUUCAGACCACUUCUGUUCAGCACUGUUGUUCUUUUGGUUGGAAACAUCUUGUAUGCCUUGGCCUAUGAUCUUAAUUCCUUACCAGUUCUUUUGAUAGGUCGCCUUUUUUGUGGUCUAGGUUCUGCAAGAGCUGUUAACAGGAGAUAUAUAACUGAUUGCGUGCCACAUAAGCUGAGGAUGAAGGCUUCUGCAGGUUUUGUGACUGCAAGUGCCCUUGGAAUGGCUUGUGGGCCAGCUCUUGCUUGUUUGUUUCAAACUGAUUUUAAGAUUUCCAAGCUGACAUUCAAUGAAGAAACUUUCCCUGGUUGGUUUAUGGCUGUUUCCUGGCUUCUCUACUUACUUUGGCUCUGGAUUUCCUUUAGAGAGCCUCCUCAUGAAACUGAAACCCAAAACAGUCUUGUUUCACCAGAAGCUAUUGCUAAUGCUGGGCCAUUGGUUACUUAUGCCAUGGAGAAUGGCUUCAUGGAGCCGUUGCUUUUGAACUCAAAAUCCAAACAACAUGAGGAAAAUGAAGAAGAAGAAAGUGAUGAUGGUGGAGAGGAUUCUCCAGUGAAAAUUCAUAAACCUGUUACUUCAAUCACCCUAGCUUAUAGGCUACUAACACCGACUGUUAAGGUUCAACUCCUCGUUUAUUUUAUGCUUAAAUAUGCAAUGGAGAUAUUGGUAGCUGAGUCAAGUGUUAUCACUUCAUAUUACUUUAUAUGGUCAACUAGCAGAGUUGCUAUCUUUCUGGCAUGUCUAGGACUAACUGUGCUCCCUGUAAACAUUAUUGUUGGAAACUACAUCAGCAACUGGUUUGAAGAAAGGCAACUGGUCCUGGCAUCUGAAAUUAUGGUAUGUAUUGGAAUACUGCUAAGUUUCCAUGUACUCAUCCCUUACUCUGUGCCCCAAUAUGUUGGUUCAGCACUUAUUACCUUUGUAUCUGCUGAGGUUCUUGAAGGUGUGAAUUUAUCACUCCUGUCUCGAGUAAUGUCAUCUAGGCUUUCCAAGGGAACUUACAAUGGGGGGCUGCUUUCAACAGAAGCUGGAACUCUGGCAAGAGUGAUUGCAGAUGGAACAAUAACAUUGUCAGGGUACUUGGGAGAGGGUUGGCUUCUGAAUGCUACACUGCUUCCUUCACUCUUCAUCUGUAUCACCUCCAUUGUUGCCACAUGCUUUUCCUACAACUCUCUGUACUAAUUUCCUUCAUUGUUUUUUGAAGGAUAAUUUCCUUCAUUGUUGUAUGUGAAAAUUUUGUACAUUAGUCCCCCCCUUAGAUUUAGUUGUUUUAUUUUAUCCAUUUAUAAUUACUAAGAAAUUCAUUCAUUAAAA
Molecule: messenger RNA, 2313 nt
Organism: Rubroshorea leprosula
Lineage: Eukaryota; Viridiplantae; Streptophyta; Magnoliopsida; Malvales; Dipterocarpaceae
Source: the annotation of a GenBank genome assembly